Molecule: messenger RNA, 1762 nt
Organism: Lytechinus pictus (painted urchin)
Lineage: Eukaryota; Metazoa; Echinodermata; Echinoidea; Temnopleuroida; Toxopneustidae
Product: macrophage mannose receptor 1-like
Exons: 6
Coding region: 108-1496 (462 amino acids)
Molecular function (GO): signaling receptor activity
Source: RefSeq, a predicted model, not a curated record
AUACAUUUUUGCAUCAACUAGAGCUUCGCCAACUUUUAGUGCGGUACGCCCGCAAAGCCGUAUUUAAUUGCCUAUCAUGAAUAUGAUACCGGUAAUGCUCAUCAUCCAUGCUAUAUAAUCAUGGAAUUUUACAACCCGACUAUAAUAAUGUUUGGCUCGCUUCGCAUAUUUCAAUCAUCCGAUUUGCUGCUCUGGAUACCUCUAUUGCAUCCAUCGUAACUGGCAUAUAUUUCAGAAAGAUGAGGAACCGCAGUCUUAUUGGUAUUGAGAUGGAAAUUUCAUGUUAUGCUAUACUUGUUGCAUUUUGGAUCACUACUAAUUUGGAUAUUUCCCUCGCUUGUGAAACAGGUCUUUUUGAAUUCAGAACGUCCUGCUAUUACUUCUCCCAGGGCACAUCCGACUUCUACUCUUCUAAAUCAUCGUGCGAGGAACUUGGCAUGCGAGUGGUGGAGAUUGAAUCGCAGGAGGAACAGGAUUUCUUGGUGGCGAAGAUCCAAGACAGUGAUGCAUCUGACGAGGAUUACUGGAUAGGGUUAACUGCGAUAACCUGGCUCGAUGGGACACGCCUGACCUACGAUAAUAUUGGCUGGGCUAGAAGUGGUGCUUUCAACGAAGGUGCGCAAUGCUUUCGGAUAUAUGCGGCAUCAUCAUCAUCUCUUUUCAGGUGGUACGACGACGGUUGUUCCGAAACUAACUAUUAUAUUUGUGAAGCGGAGAAAGCUUGUGGUGAAUUCGAAUCAAGUCAUGACCUACAAUUCCAUGAAUUCGAAGGGUCCUGCUAUUAUAUCUCUUCAAAUGAGGUCAACUUCUCAACGUCAAUGUCGAACUGCGAAUUCAUCGGCAUGCACCUUGUUUUCAUCGCAUCUCAAAGCGAGCAAGACAGCAUCGUUGGUAUGAUUGAACUCCUUGAUCACGAAUAUACUAAAGAAUACUGGAUAGGUCUAACAGACUUGGGAUGGGACGAGGACGGCUCUGGCCUGCCAUAUCAUAACUUCGACUCCGAUUCCCCGCACUCCUUCGAUAAUGGCAGAGUUUGUUAUCGCAUGGACUCGGAUUAUCAAUUCAAGUGGCUUGACAUUGAUUGUCAUGAUGAAUAUUAUUCCAUUUGUGAAAAGGAACAAGAAGCAAGCAAUGACCCCACUACACCAGCAACAUCCGUUACAGCAUCAGUAGGAGCUACCACACCGUCAUCAACAAAAACGAGCACAACAGAGAAGGUAACCGCAUCUGAAGCCUCACCUUCAAGACAACCAUUUCGCAAGAAAUCAGCAUAUUUCAAACUUGUAGCUGAUGACAGUGAACUCGAGGACGCUUACGUGACCAGUACGCACCAUGCGAUAUCGACCCUCAUCGAAUGUGCUUUCGAGUGCCUCAACGACACCACGUGUUCUUGUUUCACCUAUAUUGCUAAAGAGGAGAAAUGCUUAUUGGGCAAAUGUAUCGCCGUGUCAUAUCGAGAAAACCGACAGGGAGCUAAAACAUAUUAUUAUAUAUAAUAUAACCGAUGAAAUCAUAGAACACCCCCCGCCACCCAGCGCUCCAUCAAGCUUUUACGAAACACUUUUAAAAGUAUUUUAUAUAUUGGUUAAAUAUGAGUGGCUGACCAGCUCCCCACUUACAUCAUGAUUAACCCUACUGUUCUUGAUUGGUUUAAGAACAUAGGAAGUGGGAAAUUCGGGAACAAGGUGGCACGGGAAUUAUGUAAAAGUACAGUCUUUUGUCUGUCCAGUCCUUUUUCAAAGUCGCGAAGAAUAUAUAUCUC